AUGGAUCUAGCAAGAGGCGUCAAAACAAAUACCCCUGCCCCGCCACCAGCUCGGCAUGCCACCUCGAAUGACUGGGCGCGUUGGCGAGAGGAGCUCGCCCACCUAUGGAUGGUUGAGCAUAAGACGCUUGAAGAAAUACAAGACAUCAUGAGGCGCAGACAUCAAAAAACUUUAAGCAAGAAGCCGCUCAAGACUCACUUCAAAGAAUGGGGCUUUGGUAAAAACCUGAGUGGUCCUACCAAGGGUGCCAUGCUCAGGAUUCAACGUCGGCGCCAGGAGGUCGAGAACAAGCGCACCGAGUUCACCUGGAAAGCCCAGCGGGUGGCUCAAGAGAAACUCGAUCGGUUUGCCAGAUCUCAUCAAGACCUCUCCGGAUUCGCCGCAGCCACGCCCCCUGAUGUCCAGUACUCAACACCUCCAGCCUUGGACGACGAACCUACAAUGCAGACAGAACAAUCCGGGUCAGGCGAGAACUCAGCUCUAGCGUCUUCUGGCGAUGAUCGGUCUCCGCCAGGGCAGUCUCAACCGUCGUCGAACGAUAUGGAUGGGUAUGAUCAGACCUCUUUCUCCGGGCUCACGUGGCAAGCCGAACAAGCAUACAAUCCGGCUUAUCAGAUCCAAGAGUUCUCUGACUUGGGAGAUAUGUUUUUCUCCAGCCUUGGGGAAACAUCGGCGGCUGGCUCCAUCUUGCCACAGCCCUCGUAUGAACUUUAUAAUCCCGAUUGGAACAUUGGUACUAAUGCCGGGAAUCCGGCAUAUUUUGAACUACCGGAUAGUGAUCCAUGGCCCUCCGCGGUGCCAGGUAUUCCUACUGCUACAGGAGGGUUUGGAGACAAACUCGAUUCGUUCGAUGGGAUUUCCAUGCCCGCUGUUGCCGAUAUACAGUAUGGCAUCAGCCAGUCCGUGACAAGGCCGUUGCAAUAUAGAAUACCUACACAUGGGCUAACUGAAUCCUACUUCCCUGGCUUAUACGGUGGUAUUUCUGACGUUGAUCAUCUCAACAACGGCAUGGUUCUCGACCCAGUUUCCCGGGCCUUUGUUGAACAACGACCCGAACCCUGGUCAUUGAAUCAUUUCACCACCUCCAUUCCUGGUACGAGCAGUCCUGGAGACUCGUCUCAGGGAAUGGCGAACUGCCACGAUCAAGACAUUCCAGAUGGGGUUAGCUUGGUGCGACGGUGCCUGCAAGAGGAGUUGGAACGGUGUCGGGCACAGUACGAGAGAUACAACACGAUGCUGGACGAGUUUGAUCAACACCUUGGAAGAAUGAAAGUCCCUCAGCGGUGCCUGCCACAUAGAGGCACCUCGGAUGUACUCGGCAGCACCAUAUUCAACCGCAGGGACCUCUUUACCCAGCACUGCAGGCGACUGGCGGAGGAGCGUAUGCACUCUCAAAGCACCAACUGGGAAGAUUGGAGUUCCAGCACAUUGCAAGACCACCACGAGGCUGCUCGUCGUCCGCUCGAAUCCACAAUUGGAGGGGGAUGGGGAUGGGGAUGGAGAUUCCGCGGCGAGCACGAACCACGACGCCACGUUGAGGACCAAAUCGGAGGCACAGAGCCAGCAAGAACUGAAAGCUCAGCAUGCUUCAAGUGUCGCUGUGGUGAUUUGUCUCAAGAUUUCUAUAGAAGUCACGGUCAAAACCCACACCGCCCUCUCGUUUUGUUCGACAAGUGGUCCUGCUGCCAAUGCCUCAAUAUUAAUUGGGCCUACCAGCUACACUUUCUUCUCAUGGUCGCUCUGCUACUCCUUCGUCUGGGAUGCUGGACCAGGAUAAACCCCUUCGCCGCUUCCCAUUACAAUAUAUUCAACUAG
Molecule: messenger RNA, 1815 nt
Organism: Neoarthrinium moseri
Lineage: Eukaryota; Fungi; Ascomycota; Sordariomycetes; Amphisphaeriales; Apiosporaceae
Exons: 2
Coding region: 1-1815 (604 amino acids)
Source: RefSeq, a predicted model, not a curated record